CCAAAUUACUUUUUAAAAAAAUUGUCUUUUCAUAUUUAUAAAUGGGGAGAUAUCCAUGUUGUAAAGUUGAUGAAAAUUUAAAGAAGGGGCCAUGGACAAGUGAAGAAGAUGAAAAAUUGAUGGAUUAUAUUACAAAAAAUGGCCAUACUAAUUGGCAAUUAAUUCCUAAAAAAGCAGGAUUAAAUAGGUGUGGCAAAAGUUGUAGAUUAAGGUGGACUAAUUAUUUAAGGCCUGAUAUUAAAAGAGGAGAAUUCUCCAUUGAAGAAGAAGAAAUCAUCAUUAACCUACAUUCUCUUCUUGGAAACAAGUGGUCAAAAAUUGCAGGUCAUCUUCCUGGAAGAACCGAUAAUGAAAUCAAAAAUUUCUACAACACUCAUUUAAGGAAAAAACUACUAAGAUGGGGAAUCGACCCAAGGACUCAUAAACCAAUUUCUGACCUCAAUCUCCUCAUAAAUCUUUCUCAUCAAUUUACUUCUAAACAUAAUAUUAAUCAUCAUAUGAUGAAUAAUCCUAAUUUUCCCUUAGCAUAUGCUCUUAAAUUACAAGCACAAGUCACAGAAAUAGCCAAAAUUCAACAACUAGUACAAAGCCUUUUUACACCUAAAAAUACAAAUAAUCCACUUUCUACCAAAUUUCAAGAAAAUUAUUUUGCAACAAGUUCAGGCCAUGUUAUUACAAAUAAUGUUGCUACAAACACCCAAUUCUUGAAUUCUUUGCUAGUAAAUUCAUGUGGUACAAUUCAAAAUUUGGAUAAUUCUACUUCUUGUAUUUCAAAUUCAUCAGAAUUAUCUAAUUAUCAAAGUGAAUUAAACUCAAAGGUGGAUAAUUUUGAAGGACUAAACAACAAUUCAUCAAAGACAAAUUUAGAUUAUAAUAACUCACUUCCAUCACUAAUUACUCCUUCUUCUCCAGAUCAAGCUAAUGAUGCUCAUGUUAAUCAAGAUUAUGACCCUAAUACAUUCUCACAACUUAAUCAUGAGGGUAUUGAUGAUUCCUUCUGGAAUGACAUUUUUCCAUAAUGUGUUUGUUUAGUUUUUCUAAACUCUCUUGUAUUUAGUUGCUCUAAAAUCUUGGUGGAUUUUUUAUUUUUUAUUUUUGUGUGUGAGGAGGCUUUAUUUUGGUGAGUAAAUA
Solanum pennellii is the source of this 1131-nucleotide messenger RNA. RefSeq names its product transcription factor MYB8-like. Bases 42 to 1019 code for a protein of 325 amino acids. The transcript has 2 exons. NCBI's taxonomy places the organism in Eukaryota, Viridiplantae, Streptophyta, Magnoliopsida, Solanales, Solanaceae. The record is from RefSeq and is a predicted model, not a curated record.